Capsella rubella is the source of this 1068-nucleotide messenger RNA. Its product is annotated as xyloglucan endotransglucosylase/hydrolase protein 9. Lineage: Eukaryota; Viridiplantae; Streptophyta; Magnoliopsida; Brassicales; Brassicaceae. The record is from RefSeq and is a predicted model, not a curated record. Gene Ontology annotation, cellular component: apoplast; cell wall. The transcript is spliced from 4 exons. Gene Ontology annotation, molecular function: xyloglucan:xyloglucosyl transferase activity; hydrolase activity, hydrolyzing O-glycosyl compounds. Gene Ontology annotation, biological process: cell wall biogenesis; xyloglucan metabolic process. The coding region runs from base 90 to 965 and encodes 291 amino acids.
GUCUCCUUCAUUGCGUCUUGUGUUUGUGUGUGAGACUGUACAAGAGCGAAGAUUUGAUUGAGAAAGAGAGAGAAUUAAAAAAAAAAACAAUGGUUGGUAUGGAUUGGUUCAAGUGUAUGAUGAUAAUGAUGAUGGUGUGGGUUCUCUCUUGUGAUGAAGCUGUUUCUGGAGCUAAGUUCGAGGAGCUUUACCGCUCAAGCUGGGCUAUGGAUCAUUGUGUCAACGAAGGCGAAGUCACCAAACUCAAGCUUGACAAUUACUCUGGAGCUGGGUUUGAAUCUAGAAGCAAAUACUUGUUUGGUAAAGUCUCUAUCCAGAUUAAGCUCGUCGAAGGUGACUCUGCUGGAACCGUCACUGCUUUCUACAUGUCUUCCGAUGGUCCGAACCACAACGAAUUCGACUUUGAGUUCUUGGGAAACACCACCGGUGAGCCUUAUAUAGUCCAGACCAAUGUCUAUGUGAAUGGAGUAGGAAACAGGGAACAAAGACUCGGUCUUUGGUUCGAUCCCACCACCGAGUUUCACACAUACUCAAUCCUCUGGAGCAAACGCAGUGUUGUAUUCAUGGUAGAUGAAACUCCAAUCAGAGUCCACAAGAAUCUUGAAGAUAAAGGUAUCCCCUUUGCUAAAGAUCAAGCAAUGGGAGUGUACAGCUCGAUUUGGAAUGCAGACGAUUGGGCUACUCAAGGAGGUCUUGUUAAAACUGACUGGAGUCACGCUCCAUUCGUUGCUUCUUACAAGGAAUUCCAAAUCGAUGCUUGUGAGAUUCCGACAACUUCUGAUCUAAGCAAGUGCAACGGAGACCAGAAGUUUUGGUGGGAUGAGCCAACUGUGUCUGAGCUAAGCCUUCAUCAGAAUCAUCAGCUUAUUUGGGUUCGAGCUAAUCAUAUGAUUUAUGAUUACUGCUUUGAUGCUACUAGGUUCCCUGUUACUCCUCUUGAGUGCCAACACCAUCGUCAUUUGUAGUUGUAGUCAAGAAAAUUGGAUCAAGAGAACUAUGUGGCUCUUUGAUGAUUCUGUUUUAUGUAUAAAUAAUCAAUUUUCUAUUGAUUUCGAAGGAUUUUUAAUU